GAUAACUACGUAUUUAGUCUGCGUCAAACGUUUUAGCAUCACACCACAGUCUGACGACGAAAACAUCAUAUAAACAUCGUUUCACCUGAACACAGAAGAAGAUCUGGAAGUCUCCAAGAGACGUUUGUGGGUUUUUUUCAUUAGGGCGACCAGGGUUUGACGGUUAGAGUUUAUCAAGCCAGUUACCAUCAAUUUCCUGCUGCUGAUUGCAGAUGUCUCUGGCGGACGAGCUCCUGGCAGAUUUGGAGGAGGCUGCAGAUGAAGGGGAGGACGGGUUGUAUCCAGAGGGAGAGGAGGGGGAGAGUGAUGGAGAGGCAGUGGAGGGAAGGACAGAGGGAGGGCUGGAAGACAUCCCAGAGGAGAUGGAGGUGGAUUACAGUAAAGCAGAGAGUGUUGCAUCCAUCGCCAAGCUCCGCAAUAGCAAACAGUUUUCAGAAAUUAUGGACAAAAUUUCCGUGUAUAGUGGAAAGCAGCGCAAGAACUCAGAGGUCUCAGGUCCAGUCGAGGCUGACCCAGAGUACAGACUGAUCGUCGCCGCCAAUAACCUCACAGUCGAGAUCGACAAUGAGCUCAAUAUUAUUCACAAGUUCACUCGGGACAAGUACUCCAAGAGGUUCCCAGAGCUCGAGUCUCUGGUGCCAGAUUCUCUAGAUUACAUCCGCACAGUCAAGGAGUUGGGAAACAAUCUGGAAAAGUGCAAGACCAAUGAAACUCUGCAGCAAAUCCUCACCAAUGCCACUAUUAUGGUUGUCAGUGUCACAGCGUCGACCACACAGGGGUCACUGCUAAGUGAGGAUGAACUGAAGCAGCUGGAGGAGGCGUGUGACAUGGCUCUGGAGCUGAACCAGUCCAAACACAGGAUUUAUGAAUACGUUGAAUCCAGAAUGUCAUUCAUCGCCCCAAAUCUGUCAAUCAUCGUUGGAGCGUCCACAGCUGCCAAGAUCAUGGGUAUCGCCGGCGGACUCACUAACCUUUCAAAGAUGCCGGCCUGUAACCUGAUGCUGCUGGGAGCUCAGAGAAGAACUCUGUCCGGCUUCAGCAGCACCUCCCUGCUGCCCCACACCGGCUACAUCUACCACUGUGAUGUGGUGCAGUCUCUACCACCUGACCUCAGGAGGAAGGCCGCUCGUCUGGUGGCUGCAAAGUGCACUCUGGCUUCCCGAGUGGACAGUUUCCAUGAGAGUUCAGUCGGCAAGGUUGGCUAUGAUCUAAAAGAAGAAAUAGAGAGGAAGUUUGAUAAAUGGCAAGAGCCUCCACCCGUGAAGCAGGUCAAACCACUGCCAGCCCCACUGGACGGACAGAGGAAGAAGAGAGGAGGAAGGAGGUAUCGAAAGAUGAAGGAGCGUCUUGGACUGACGGAGAUCAGGAAACAUGCAAACAGAAUGACCUUUGCAGAGAUUGAAGACGAUGCAUAUCAGGAGGACCUGGGCUUCAGUCUGGGUCAGCUGGGGAAGAGCGGCAGCGGGCGCGUAAGGCAGGCUCAGGUCAACGAGGCCACCAAAGCCAGAAUCUCCAAAUCCCUCCAGAGAACGCUGCAGAAGCAGAGCAUGACAUACGGAGGAAAGUCCACAGUCAGAGACCGCUCCUCAGGAACCAGCUCCAGUGUAGCAUUCACUCCUCUCCAGGGGCUGGAGAUUGUGAACCCUCAGGCUGCAGAGAAGAAGGUGGCUGAAGCCAACCAGAAAUACUUCUCUAACAUGGCGGAGUUCCUCAAAGUGAAGAAGGAAUCUAAGAUGUGAACAAAUGCGCACAGUGUUCCCGCACAUGGACAGUUGCACUCACUAUGAAGUGAUGUUUUUCAGUUGUUUGGCAUUGUGAUUUGUUCUGUAUUUUGUUUUACUUUUUUGUUCUUCCCUUUUAAAUAAAAUGUCAUUUAACUGAU
Messenger RNA from Centropristis striata (black sea bass), 1882 nucleotides. It is a transcript of the gene prpf31, whose product is annotated as PRP31 pre-mRNA processing factor 31 homolog (yeast). The record is from RefSeq and is a predicted model, not a curated record. Lineage: Eukaryota; Metazoa; Chordata; Actinopteri; Perciformes; Serranidae. Gene Ontology annotation, biological process: mRNA splicing, via spliceosome; spliceosomal tri-snRNP complex assembly. The transcript is spliced from 14 exons. Gene Ontology annotation, cellular component: U4/U6 x U5 tri-snRNP complex; U4 snRNP; precatalytic spliceosome. Bases 213 to 1739 code for a protein of 508 amino acids.